UCUGGUUCGGUCUCCAAGUUGGUGCGGCCAUCGAUGGCGGACUCGGAAACACGGCCCGCCCCAUACAGCCGGCCGGGUAUAAGUCCAUGUACAUAACCCAGCCUCCCCUUCAUCGACAACAAGGAUCCCUUACAAAUCGCACGCGCACGCACUGGAAGGGAAGGGAGAGCGAUGGCGAUGGCGACGGCGCUUCGACACGCGGCGAUGAGGCUGGGCGGCGGCGGCGGCGCAUGGGCGAAGUUGCUGCCAAGAAGGCUCGUCCACGUCGGCGCAAGACCCGCCGCGGCGGACGGCAAGACCCGCGCCCUGAACCUGAUCAAGCAGAAGAGGGAGGAGCUGUUCGACCUGAUCGCCGAUACGGAGCGGCGGUACGACACGCGCCUCACCAGGGAGGGCUUCCGGAACACCCGGAUGCUCCAGCAGCUCGCCGUGCAGAUCAAGCCCAGGCCCAACGACCCGCUCUGGCGCUCGAAGCGGUUUUCGAAGCUGGCCAACGAUUACCUGGGGCUUACGGGGGCUUGCGUGGCGGGCUACACGCUCACGAAAAAAUGGCUUCAUUCCGACAAGGAGGCGGCGGAGGAGAAGAUGCCAGAUCCGCAUGUGUAGGGGCUACGCUAAGGGGCGCCCUCCUUUAUUUCAGUACAUUGGAGAUUUGUUAGCAAUAACUGAAGCAUUGCUUGAUCGUACUUCCCCAAUGUGGACUAACAGCGCCCUAUCUACGUUCGUAGAAUUCAGUGAAUGUCGACCGAUCGUUUCAUCUUGGACGUUUCGUUCAGAGAUGCAGUAAAGGAACACAUAACUCCAUUUCAGUUUGCAUGUGUUAGAGAGAUUUAGUUGAUAAGUUCAUUUUCUUACGUGUUUGGUUGAUGCAAAACAGAACUUGCAGUUUUUCACUGCGUGGGAUUCUGUACUCCGUUAUGGUUGAUCGAAAUUGUA
Molecule: messenger RNA, 936 nt
Organism: Triticum aestivum (bread wheat)
Lineage: Eukaryota; Viridiplantae; Streptophyta; Magnoliopsida; Poales; Poaceae
Exons: 2
Coding region: 172-606 (144 amino acids)
Source: RefSeq, a predicted model, not a curated record